Messenger RNA from Podospora anserina S mat+, 5079 nucleotides. RefSeq lists its product as uncharacterized. The coding region runs from base 1 to 5079 and encodes 1692 amino acids. The record is from RefSeq and is a predicted model, not a curated record. Gene Ontology annotation, biological process: double-strand break repair via homologous recombination. The transcript is spliced from 2 exons. NCBI's taxonomy places the organism in Eukaryota, Fungi, Ascomycota, Sordariomycetes, Sordariales, Podosporaceae. Gene Ontology annotation, molecular function: four-way junction helicase activity; 3'-5' DNA helicase activity; ATP binding. Gene Ontology annotation, cellular component: chromosome; nucleus; RecQ family helicase-topoisomerase III complex.
AUGACUCGGAACAAUCUGAGUGCUCAUCUGUCGUGGCUCUUGAGAGAGACGACGCGCUUGAGGCCAUCGGGACCACCUUUACCCGAUGCCCAAGACCCUUUCGACAACACCCCUCCACCUCCUGCUGCCGAUGUGACCCGCACUUCACGCACUUCACGACCUAACCAUUCUUCAUUUCCUAGUGCUCCGGCUGCCGGUGCCUUUCCAUCACAGACUGGCACUGCCCCCCAGGACCCUCUUCAUGGCACUGCCUCUACUCGAGGAUCACAUCUCGCUGCCACCCCUUCCACCAAUGAGGUAGACGUCGACGACGCGAGCGGAAUGGCAAAGCUGUCCGCCUACAACAGCCGCCGGCCAACAUUGGCGACAAAGCAGCAACAGCAACUCCCCACUCCGGUCUCUACUACUAGAAGUACACAGAUCGGAGCUUUGCAGCGCGCCUAUUCCGCCAAUGCUGCUGUCCGGCCCCAGGCAAGCUCUUCCUCGCCGCCGCCGCCCGUUAAGACAAGCGCCCGCGUGAAGGUCGAGUUUGACGACCUCUCCGACCCCAUUGAUCUCACCGAAGAAGAUCGCAACGAUGGGUCCAGCUCUGUGGUGGGCUUUGGCGACGACAAGAGGUUGUGGCGAGAGGACUAUGGCGAGCGCCCUGAGCCUGUCUCCAGCCGUGGCCAAGCGAACCCCUAUCAGCAGACCAAAGUUAUCAAGACUUUGGACGAAUUUGACGAAGAGUAUCCAGACAUCAAUGAGAUCGUCCCGCCCUCCUCAGCCGUCCGCUCAGCUCUCAAACGCAGCGCCACGGCGCCUUCAGAUGUGAAGACGCAUAUCUCUACCCCUUGCCCGCCCGGAACAAGCCGUGCGUUUAAGGAACCCACGGUCCAGGGCCGUGAAGCCGCUCAUGGUAGUUCUGCUGUACCCACUCAAACCGUCCCAACUGUCGCAGCAUCCGCUCGCAAGCGAAAGUCGCCCGCGACUGCCGAAUUCAACAGCGACGACUUUUUGGACGAGGAGGUGGACGCUUCAUGUACCCCAGCCAACAACUCGUCAAACAAACGGGCGAAGCGUGCCGAUGUUGUCUACGACUCGGAGGAUGAAUUCACCACGCCGGCCUCCCACGGAUCGCCCGACGCUCAGUCGCCCCCAGGAGUUCAAGAUAUGGAUGUGGACAUGGAGUUUUCCAUUCAGGAGACUCCCUCGAAAGCGCCGGCGCCGAUGCCUAUGGAACUCGAUAAUGUCGUCAGCAACGGGAGCAGAGCGACUGUCGGUAACACGCAGGGAUCCCAAGCCUCGGUGCCUCAGCCUGUCAGCUCGGGGCAAAACCCAGCCUCGGAGGCUUCUCUCGGCUCUGAGAUUGAGCGUAACAAGCAUACCCUGGGCUUGUUUCUUUCUCGGCCCUCGGUUUUGGAUGAGAUGCUGCAACUUGUGGACUCCCAGCUCCAGGAGAACGCAGAAGCUUUUAGGAGAUUUUUGACUCAGAGGGGGUUGAAAGAAGAGCGUAAUCAAGAGCGCGAGCGCAUCAAGAAUGCGAAAAAGCCUUUGGAGGAUAAGAAGAAAGCACUGCUUUCUCUCCAGGAGUCACAUGCCUCGUACAAAACGCUGAACAGUGAUCAGGAAGCCCUGGUAAACAAGAUUGCGAAGGCGUAUCGCGAUGGCAUUGACACAGAGGAGGAUGAGGAACAGCUGCUGAAACUCGAUGAAAAAAUCGAGACCGCAGAGAAAACACUCAUCGCCCACCUCAUCAAGGCUGGCGUCGAUGAUCUCGAUUUUCUUAAGAACCAAAACGACUCCAUUGCGCCUGCCGACUCUUCCCCGAGGGCACAGGCCCAUGCGGCCGAUGCCAGGACUUCUCCGAGUGAGGGACGCAUCAUUCCUGAAUGCCCUUCUUUAAUUACAGGUCCUAGUCAGCCCCCCGCCACGUCGCAAUACUCUGGUAGCCAAUCUCAGCGAGGCCCAUCCCAGUUUGCUGCACCGGCUCAGUUUGCUGCUCCUCAAUUUCGACCGCCAGUUCCGCACUUCCCACCAAACCAACAACAUACUCAGUUCUCGGGAUCUCGGGUCCAGCCACCCUACCAUCAAGCUGUGCCAAGCAGCUCGAAUCACUUCGAUGUUGACGAGGACGAACUUGCUGCUAUGGAGGCAGCCUCGCAAUUUGCACCACCACGGGCGCACAACAGGACCCAAACACAGGCGGCCGAGAUAGACGAGUAUGGACAAGACGAUGUCCCGGACGAUUUGUUGCUUAGCGUAUAUGAGCAAUUUUCAGGAGGCCCGUCAGCACCCUCAGCGACUGCCGCUGUGCGAACAGCUGCCCGCUCUACGUUGUCUGAGGCCACUAGCAAUAGUGCUCCCGCACCACCCAGGCGAGCUCUUGCAAAGCUUGCACCACCUGUGGUACGGAAGACUGCCAUUCCGCCUGAGCUCCUGCAGUUUCCCUGGUCUGCAGAUGUCCUUCGAGCUCUGAAAGACCGCUUUCGGCUCGUCAACUUCCGCCAUAACCAGCUCCCAGCCAUCAAUUGCACUCUUGCCGGAGAGGAUGCCUUUGUCAUGAUGCCGACAGGAGGGGGAAAAUCGUUGUGUUAUCAACUUCCCGCGGUUGUUCAAAGUGGAAAAACAAAAGGUGUUACCAUUGUGGUGUCACCUCUCCUCAGUUUGAUGAGUGACCAAGUUGAGCACAUGGAAAGGAUCAAUAUCCUGGCUGUGGCGUUCAAUGGAAACCUGGCGGCAGCUCACAAACGACAUAUACUGGGGAAACUCAACCACGAGACGCCGGAAAAUUUCUACCAGCUGCUCUACGUUACCCCGGAGAUGCUCGCCAACGAGAAUACCCAGAUCCGGCGCGCACUUAAGAUGCUGCACCAGAGAGGCAAGUUUGCUCGUUUGGUCAUUGAUGAAGCCCAUUGUGUCAGUCAGUGGGGUCACGAUUUUCGUCCCGACUACAAAGCUUUGGGCGAGUUCCGAAAGCAGUUCCCAGGUGUCCCGGUGAUGGCCUUAACCGCCUCGGCGACCGAGAGUGUUCGGAAAGAUGUUCAGCAUCAGCUUGGAAUGACAGGCUGUAAACUCUUCACGCAGAGCUUCAACCGGCCCAAUCUCUAUUAUGAGGUCUUUCCCAAACCCCCAACCUAUGUCGACCCGCUCGGCAGUUUGAUCGCCACCAGAUACAAGAAUCAAACCGGCAUCAUCUACACGACGUCCCGCGCUUCUUGUGAGGGCAUUGCUGGGAAGCUUGUGGAGAAGUAUGGCAUCAAGGCAGCGCCGUACCAUGCCGGAUUGGACGACAGGCCGGAGAUUCAGCGGAAGUGGCAGGAUGAUGAAAUUCACGUCAUUGUUGCCACGAUAGCCUUUGGCAUGGGAAUUGACAAGCCAGAUGUGCGUUUUGUCAUCCACGUCUCUCUUCCAAAAACCAUGGAAGGGUACUAUCAAGAGACCGGGCGUGCUGGGCGUGAUGGGAAGCCUGCCGACUGCAUCCUUUACUUUUCCUACGGCGACGUGACCAGUCUGAGGCGCAUGGUGCAAAAAGAUGAGCUUGAUAAGGACGGCAAGCACGUGCGGUCACAGGCUGAGAAGGACAAGCAGCUGGAGCUGCUGGAUAGGAUGACGUUUUAUUGUCUGAACACGACUUCUUGUCGUCGGACGCAGCUGCUGGGGUAUUUUGGGGAAGACUUCAAUGCUGCCAACUGCAACAAGCAGUGUGACUUUUGCCUUCUCGGCGAGAAAGUCACUCUUAAGCAGGUGGACCGCACUGACUGGGCCAAGGCUAUCAUUGACUUGAUUCCCGGCAUGGGUGCCAAAGGCGGCUCUAUCGGUAAACUCGCUUCCGCUAUGGCCGGGCGAGAUAAGAAGAACUACCAACACCUGCCAGGCUUUGGCGUAGCACCCGGCAUCAAAAACACAGCCAUCUAUCCUGUCAUUAUCGAGAUGGAGAGGGUGAAGAUAAUUCAUAGCACAGCGGAGACGAGCGCAAACGGCGGUCUUAAUCUUUACUACCACUGCCUGGUCAAAUCCGAAGCAAUGGUUCGAGUACCGCCCUCUACCAAUGUGUCGUCGCCUGUUUCUGCACCAGCGAGAAAGCGGCUGGCGCCUCGGCGGGGUCGACAGUUAAUUGAUGAUGAGGCCGAAGGAGAUUUUGGAGACGAACUCGGUUCCGGUGAUGAAGACGAAGAUAUCCAAGACCACAGGCCGCGACAUGCCAAUGGCUAUGCCAAGGACAAUUUCGUGGUAUCGGACUACGAGGAGGAAGUGGACUUUGACGCCGCCGCCCCAUCUCGUCAUCAUCGCACCGCUACACGGCACCAGCAGACCCUGGAUGAGCUUAGGCCAUUUGAUUUCUCUCAACUGGACCAGGUCCAUCAAGGUAUCACGGAUCAUUUCCUUUUUGAAGCGAAGCAGCUUGAGAUUCAGAUUAGGGCCGAGACAAACCAUAUUCGCCCCUUUUUCACUGAUCAACAGUAUCGCGAAAUGAUCGCUCGUUGGACAACGACUCCGGCCAAGAUGUACACCAUCCGCGGCGUCACUCCUGACAAAGUAGACCAGUGGGGUUCUCGCUUUGUGCCCCUGAUUCAACAGCUGCACCAACAGUACCAGGAGAUGAUGAGCAACCAGGAUCCCAGCAGAAAUCAGUAUUCUGGCGCUGCCACAAUCGCCCCCAAUGCUCAUAUAAGGAAGAAGGGGAAUCGAGACGUCAUUGUGAUCAGUGAUGGAGAGGAGGAAUUUGGUGACUUUGACGACGAGGAAGAUAUGGCGAGUGGAUCACAGUAUGGCGCUGGCGCUCCCUAUGUGAACCCCGAGGUGGCAGCCUUUCAUCGAGAGCUUAAAGCAAUGCAGAGGGAAGCUGAUGCUGAGAGGCUUGCCAAAGCCGCCUCCAACUCUCAGCAUCAAGGUUCUGGCUAUGGCAGCAGAAGCGGUGGCGGGUCCUACUACAAGAAGAAAGGUGGACGGGGCAGCAACGGAUACAGCCGCAAUUCAGGAGGUGUAAGCAAGCGUGGAGGUUCUUCAGCCAAAUCGGCAGGUGGCAGCAGCAGAAGCAAGGGCUCGUCUUACCCUCGGGGUGGAGGCGGAGGUGGAAUUUCGGCCAUGCCUCGUUAA